Racocetra fulgida is the source of this 614-nucleotide messenger RNA. The record is from the annotation of a GenBank genome assembly. Lineage: Eukaryota; Fungi; Glomeromycota; Glomeromycetes; Diversisporales; Gigasporaceae.
GCAACCUUCCUGUUAUUCAAAGCCAUAAAAAUGAUUUCGAAGAAAAUGAUUCUGAUGAUUCUGUCGAACUAGAUAUUAAUUUAGAGGCCUUGCAAGAAUCUGCAUCCAAAGUGUUUCACAUGCAAUGUAUUUCUGUACCUGUCGAACUAGAUAUUAAUUUAGAGGCCUUGCAAGAAUCUGCAUCCAAAGUGUUUCACAUGCAAUGUAUUUCUGUACAAAAGCUUAGCGAAGAAUAUAUUGGAAGAGUAGCAUUUCCUGAAUAUCCACGUUGGAAGACGGAGAGCGAGGUUGCAGUUAUGGAAUAUGUUCGCUUAAAUACGAACAUUCCUGUUCCUAAAAUCUAUUAUUGGACUAGUUCAAUCGACAAUCCAGUGGGUGCAGAAUAUAUCUUAAUGGAGUGUUUACCUGGUCGUCGUUUAUGUAAUGUAUGCAGCGAUUUCGUCGUGGAAAAGAAAAAAAUAAUUCUUUCAAAAGUUAUUGACAUUCAAUUGGCUCUUAAGAAACUUACUAUAUUUGAUAAUUUGGGCGAAGAAAAAAGUGAAUUUUAUUCUGCAGUUUUUAAUCAAGAUCAAGUCUGGAAUGUAGAAGAUUUUCUAGAAAGUUUAGAACAAUAA